AUGGCAUCAGACGAUGAAGUAGACGGUUCCUUUGCAGGCGACGAAGAUGUAGAAGAGGGCGAGGGUCAAAAUGAAAAUUCUGGUGAGAGUGAUGAGGCCCCACCAAAGGAGGAUGAUGAUUACUCUCCAGAAGAUGGUAGGAAAAAGAAAAAGGGAAAGAAACGUAAGGCUAGGGGAGAAGACAAAAAGGGGAGAAAGAAGAAGAAGAAGCGCAAAAACGAAAGCGAAGAUGAUGAUGACUUUGGUCUUGAAAUUGAGGCAGAGGGUGAUAGUGACUAUGCUCUUAGUGCUAUGUCAUCAAGUAAGAAGUCACGCAAAGGCCGAGGUAGCAAACACAACACAUCUACUCCAGCCCCAUCAGAUUCUAGCUGUGGUAUGCCAACUGUCGAAGAGGUUUGCUCUUCGUUCAGCCUAACAGAUGUAGAUAUCCAAUACACCGAUGCUGAUUUGGAAAAUCUCACAUCUUACAAACUAUUCCAACAGCAUGUUCGGCCGCUCCUCGUCAAAGAGAAUCCGAAGGUGCCAGUUUCAAAGCUUAUGAUGCUGGUAGCAGCGAAGUGGCGGCUCUUCUGCGAGACAAACCCCCACUUGAGUGGCGGCAGUACGCAGGCAAUGGGCUCCGAGGAGAACACAAACACAUCCACGGCGUCGGACUACACGCCCAAAGCGAGGACCGCAAGACCCACAAAAGAUACAAAGGCCGAGGAGGUGACCGACGAGCCCGAGGACGAGGAGGAGGAGGAGGCGAGCGACGAAGGCACCCCGGCGCCGAGGAAGCGCGGCCGGCGGCCGAAGCACGGCGCCGCCUCGCGCGCCAAGCCAGGCCGCAAGCCGAAGGUGCCCACGCUCAAGAUCAAGUUCAGCAAGCGCAAGAGGACCAGCAGUCAGGAGGAAGAGCAAGAAGGUAGUCCUGGCGUGAAUACAGAUUCUGAUGCAGAGUUUGAACAAAUGUUAGCCGAAGCAGAGGAGCCGAAACCAUCAACGGCCAGUGCCACUGAGGAAGGUGUUCCACCAAAGGAUGAGGACCCCAAUGUUCCACAACCACCGAAGAAAAAGGCAAAGACAAAAAUUGGAAAUAAGAGCAAGAAGAAGAGAAAAUUGAAGACUACAAAUAAAUUCCCAGAUGGUGCAGAGGGUGAACAAGAACAUCAAGAUUAUUGUGAGGUGUGCCAACAAGGUGGUGAGAUUAUCCUUUGCGAUACUUGUCCUCGCGCUUACCACUUGGUGUGCCUCGAACCUGAACUGGAGGAGACCCCUGAGGGUCGGUGGUCGUGCCCCCACUGCGAGGCCGAGGGCAACCAGGACCAGGAAGACGACGAUGAGCAUCAGGAGUUCUGCAGGAUUUGCAAAGAUGGUGGUGAGCUGUUAUGCUGUGACUCUUGCCCUUCUGCAUACCAUCGUUUCUGUCUUAAUCCACCACUUGAAGAAGUUCCAGAUGGGGAGUGGAAAUGUCCUAGAUGUAGCUGCCCGCCCCUCGACGGGAAAGUGGCAAAGAUAUUAACCUGGAGGUGGAAAGAGCAACCUGCUAAAUCGAAAGCACCGCGGACGCGUGAGUUCUUUGUAAAGUGGCAUGAACGCUCCUACUGGCAUUGUAGCUGGAUAUCAGAAAUACAGCUGGAUGUUUUCCAUCCCCUUAUGUACCGUUACUACAUGCGCAAAUCGGAUCCUGAGGAACCGCCCAAGCUUGAGGAGCCUUUAGAGGAACGUGAGGGGCGCAAACGGCUUAAGAACAAACAACAACAGGAACAAGAUUCAGAUGAGAAAUUACUUGAGGAGAAAUAUUACAGGUAUGGUGUAAAACCCGAGUGGCUGAUUGUCCAUCGGGUGAUUAAUCAUCGCACUGCACGCGAUGGUACGACAUAUUAUUUAGUUAAAUGGCGAGAUCUCUCCUAUGACCAAGCCACAUGGGAAUCGGAGAAUGAGGACAUUGCUGGGCUCAAAAAUGCCAUGGAGUAUUAUCAGGAUAUGCGUGCCUUUAUCACUUCUGAAGGAAAGACGAAAGGUAGUAAAGGCAAGAAAACUGGUCGUAAGAGUAAAAACAAAGAUAUGAUAGACGAAGACGAAAGCAGCAGUGGCCUGCAGUUUAAAGCUAAAAAAUACAACCCACCCCCAGAUCGGCCUACAACGAACCUCAACAAGAAAUACGAAGAUCAACCUCCGUUUGUGUAUGAGACUGGUAUGCAACUCCAUCCAUACCAGUUGGAAGGUCUUAACUGGUUACGUUACUCAUGGGGCCAAGGAAUCGAUACGAUCCUCGCCGACGAGAUGGGUCUCGGUAAAACCAUCCAAACAGUUACAUUCCUUUACUCCCUGUUCAAAGAGGGACACUGCAAAGGGCCAUUUUUGGUGUCAGUACCCUUAUCGACGAUCAUUAACUGGGAAAGAGAAUUUGAACUGUGGGCCCCCGACUUGUACUGUAUUACGUACGUAGGCGACAAAGAUUCUAGAGCUGUCAUAAGAGAGAAUGAGUUGACUUUCGACGACGGCGGAAACAGAGGCGGCAGGCCGUCAAAAAUUAAAUCUCAAGUAAAAUUCAACGUCCUUCUCACUUCGUAUGAGUUGAUCUCUAUCGACUCCACUUGUUUGGGUUCCAUCGAGUGGGCUGUUCUGGUUGUGGACGAAGCUCACAGGCUCAAGAGCAACCAAUCUAAAUUCUUCAGGCUCCUGGCCGGCUAUCACAUCAACUACAAACUGCUUCUGACCGGUACACCAUUGCAAAACAACCUCGAGGAGUUGUUCCAUCUUUUGAAUUUCUUAAACAAGGACAAGUUUAACGAUCUCGCCGCUUUCCAAAAUGAAUUCGCCGAUGUAUCGAAAGAAGAGCAAGUCAAGAGGCUUCAUGAAAUGCUUGGGCCGCAUAUGCUGCGUCGUUUGAAGGCUGACGUGUUAAAAAAUAUGCCGGCAAAGUCCGAGUUCAUUGUGCGCGUAGAAUUAUCGCCGAUGCAGAAGAAAUACUACAAGUAUAUUCUGACGAGGAACUAUGAGGCGUUGAAUCCUAAAGGCGGAGGUCAAACUGUUUCAUUACUUAAUGUAAUGAUGGACUUGAAGAAGUGCUGUAAUCACCCGUAUCUAUUCCCUGUGGCAGCUGAAGAGGCGCCACUCGGCCCUCACGGCAACUACGACACUCAAGCUCUGAUCAAGGCGUCGGGGAAACUCGUCCUCAUGUCCAAAAUGCUAAAGCAACUAAAGGAACAGGGACACAGAGUGUUGAUUUUCUCACAGAUGACGAAAAUGUUGGAUAUCUUGGAAGAUUUCCUGGAAGGCGAAGGUUAUAAAUACGAGAGGAUCGAUGGCGGUAUAACUGGUACGAUACGCCAAGAGGCGAUUGAUAGAUUCAACGCUCCUGGGGCACAGCAGUUUGUGUUCCUUCUGUCAACAAGGGCUGGCGGUUUGGGUAUUAACUUGGCCACUGCUGACACUGUCAUCAUUUAUGACUCUGAUUGGAAUCCUCAUAAUGAUAUUCAAGCGUUCUCUCGUGCUCAUCGUAUUGGCCAAGCGAAUAAAGUCAUGAUCUACCGUUUCGUAACACGUAAUAGUGUUGAAGAAAGAGUUACACAGGUAGCUAAGAGGAAGAUGAUGUUGACUCACUUGGUUGUACGUCCCGGUAUGGGUGGGAAAGGCGCCAACUUCACGAAGCAAGAACUGGAUGACAUUCUUAGAUUUGGUACAGAGGAGCUAUUUAAAGAGGAGGAGGGUAAAGAGGAAGCUAUCCAUUACGACGAUAGAGCUGUCGGCGAGUUACUCGAUCGAUCGAAGGAGGGUAUUGAACAGAAAGAAUCUUGGGCAAAUGAGUAUCUCAGCUCCUUUAAAGUGGCGAGUUAUUCCACAAAAGAGGGCGACGGUGAAGAAGAAGUGGAUACAGAGAUCAUCAAGCAAGAGGCCGAAAAUACAGACCCAGCUUACUGGAUCAAGCUGCUUAGGCAUCAUUAUGAACAACACCAAGAAGAUCAAGCGAGAACACUGGGCAAAGGGAAACGUGUACGAAAGCAAGUCAACUACAACGACGGCAGCGGUAGUGAAGAUGACAAGGAAGACGAUGACUUCGAUGAAAAGAAUGAUAACGGAGAUCUUCUUAGUCGUCGCAGCAAGAGACGCCUGGAGAGGCGAGAAGAGCGUGACAGGCCGCUCCCUCCGUUACUCGCACGUGUCGGUGGCAAUAUGGAAGUGCUAGGUUUUAACGCACGUCAGAGAAAGUCAUUCCUUAAUGCAAUAAUGCGCUACGGCAUGCCGCCCCAAGACGCUUUCAACUCUCAAUGGCUGGUAAGAGACCUCAGAGGGAAGUCUGAACGCAACUUUAAAGCGUAUGUUUCAUUAUUUAUGCGACAUUUGUGCGAACCCGGUGCAGACAAUGCUGAAACAUUCGCUGACGGCGUCCCUAGAGAAGGAUUAUCGAGACAGCAUGUAUUAACGAGGAUUGGUGUAAUGAGUCUAAUCAGAAAGAAAGUCCAAGAGUUUGAGCAUAUCAACGGAUAUUACAGUAUGCCGGAGUUGAUACGUAAGCCUGUGGAACCAGUGAAGAUAUCGGGCGCUACUAGUGAGAGUGCGGCUCCUAGCCCGGCGCCAUCAACUGCCACUCCUAUAACUUCAGCCGCCCCGUCUCCUGCACCAACACAGGUACCGCAGGCAAGCCAAGCGCCAACACCGGGUGGCUCCGAUAAGGAUGACAAGGAAGAGGUAAAGGAUGAAAAGCCCGAUAUAAAGGACACUAAAGAAAAAGAUGACGCAAUGGACACCAGCGACAUAAAAGAAAACGACGAAGAAGAAAAGAAAGACGACAAGGAAGCUAUCAAAGAAAAAAUAGAACCUAAGGAAGAAACGCGCUCUUCAGUAGACGAUGAACUUCCGAAGGACGAUGAAAAGGCAGACGAAAAGAAACUGGAAGAUCUCUCGGACAAAAUCAAAGAAGAAAAAGAUGACUCUGAUAAGAAAGAGGAUGCCAAGAGUGACAAGACCGAGUCAGAAGCGUCGGAGAAACCUAAGGAAGAGAAAAAGGACGAGGACGAUGAUGAUGUCGUCUUGGUAAAGGAAGAAGAGGACCUUAAAGUGGAGCGCCGCAAGUUUAUGUUCAACAUCGCUGAUGGAGGUUUCACAGAGUUACACACGUUGUGGCUUAACGAGGAGAGAGCGGCGGCGCCCGGAAGGGAGUACGAAAUAUGGCACAGGAGGCAUGACUAUUGGCUAUUAGCCGGUAUUGUGACACACGGGUACGGCCGCUGGCAAGACAUUCAGAACGAUCUGCGGUUCGCCAUCAUCAACGAACCAUUCAAAAUGGAUGUCGGGAAAGGGAACUUCCUCGAGAUCAAGAACAAAUUCCUCGCGAGGCGGUUUAAGCUGUUGGAGCAGGCGCUGGUGAUCGAGGAGCAGCUGCGCAGGGCGGCCUACCUGAACCUGACGCAGGACCCCAACCACCCGGCAAUGUCGCUGAACGCGCGCUUCGCCGAGGUGGAAUGCCUCGCGGAGUCGCACCAGCACCUCAGCAAGGAGUCGCUCGCCGGCAACAAGCCCGCCAACGCGGUCCUGCACAAGGUGCUGAACCAGCUGGAAGAGCUGCUCUCCGACAUGAAGUCGGACGUGUCGCGGCUGCCGGCCACUUUGGCGCGCAUCCCGCCCGUGGCGCAGCGGCUGCAGAUGUCGGAGCGCUCGAUCCUGUCGCGGCUAGCCGCCACCGCCGGCAACCCGGUGCCAGCAGCUCAAAUGGCCCAGUUCCCGGCAGGCUUCCAGCCAGGAGGCACGCUGCCAGGCUUCGCGCCGGCGGCGGCUGCGGCGGCCAACUUCUCCAACUUCCGCCCGCAGUAUUCCGUACCCGGACAACCCACCUCCACCGGUUCCUCUAAUAAAUCA
This is a messenger RNA of Iphiclides podalirius (scarce swallowtail), 5841 nucleotides long. The record is from the annotation of a GenBank genome assembly. Lineage: Eukaryota; Metazoa; Arthropoda; Insecta; Lepidoptera; Papilionidae.